AUGCUUGCUCGUCGUCUACUUUUUGCCACGACUGCCCACACAAGUCGAUACAAUGUCGGACUGCGCAAUUUGCGUCCGACUUUGCGGUUUGGUUCGCUAUCCCAACUUGAUUAUCGCUCCUAUUCCGUGAUUAUACACGAGCCACCACAUGAAGAAUUGAGAAUCCCUUAUAAAACUAUGUGGGACAUACUUGAGGAGCAGCUGAGCGUUCACGCAGACAAAUCUGCUUUUAUUGACGGGAUCACACACCAGCACAUGACCUUUAAACAACUUUACGAUCGAGCUCGGCGAUUGGCCAUCGCACUUGCGAAACGGGGCGUCAAAAAAGGAGAUGGGGUGAUCGUGCACUCGUUAAACUGCAUUGACUAUCCUACUGUUGUGCUUGCGCUUACCUCACUUGGUGCCGUGUGCUCUCCUGCUUCGCCUGCGUUUUUGCCAACCGAACUGGCUGCACAGAUCAAAGCGGCGACAGCCAAGUACGUCAUCACCCACAAGGACUUGGAAAAGGCAGCAAUUGAAGCUAGCAAAUUGUGUGGCGUUGACAAAAGUCUCAUCUUUACAUUUGGCCAGUCUACUGAAGAUCUUCAGACUAUCGAUGAUCUCGUUAAGGAUGGCGAAGAUCCUUUUUUUCAAUUUGAAAAAAUAGACUCGGAGAGUAAGAUUUUCCUACCAUUUUCGAGCGGAACGACUGGUGUUCCAAAAGGUGUCGCUUUGAGCGCUCGAAACAUUUUGUCGAAUGCUAUGCAGGUCAAUCAUGUUGAAAAAAUGCGCGGAUAUUCGCUUGGCUUGCUGCCAUUCUAUCACAUUUACGGCAUGAUGCAAAUGCACCUAUCAAUGUAUCAGGGGGCGGCUAAUGUGGUCUUGCCGCGGUUUGAGCCCGAGACGUUCCUUAACGUCUUGUCUACGUACAAAAUCUGUGUAGCUUAUAUCGCCCCUCCCGUUGCUCUGUUCCUAGCUCACCAUCCCCUCGUCGAUAAAUACGAUAUCUCAGCGACGGAGAUUUUCGUGUCUGGUGGAGCCCCCAUGGGUAAAGAAGUGGAAAAACUCGUGAAGGACCGAGUGCAUAUAGCUGUCAAGCAGGCGUAUGGCUUGACUGAAGCUUCGCCAGCUGUCAACUACAGUGAAGAUUCUCAUCACAAACCUGGAAGCGUUGGUCGUUUAUUGCCAAAUACGCAGCUUCGUGUGAAGUGUACCGAAACCGACAAAGACCUCGAUGUGGGAGAGCACGGUGAAUUGCUGUACAAGGGGCCUCAGGUCAUGCUUGGAUAUCUCAAUAACGAAGAAGCAAACGCGAAGGUGUUCACAGAAGAUCGCUUUUUGCGCACUGGUGAUACUGGAUAUAUUGAUGAGGAUGGUUGUGUCUUUAUCGUCGAUCGUGUCAAAGAACUCAUCAAAUACAAGGGACAUCAGGUGGCCCCAGCCGAAUUGGAGGAUGUAUUGAACCACCAUCCACAAAUACUGGAUGCGUGUUGCAUUCGAGGCAGUGAUGCCAUGGGAGAGGAGGUACCGAAAGCAUUUGUGGUGCUGAAAGAUCCAACGAAUGCUGCCGGUUUAACAAAAGAGGAAUUGAUGGACUUUGUGGCUUCGAAGGUUGCCCCUUUCAAGAAAGUCCGUCAAAUCGAGUUUAUUGACUCAAUUCCAAAAAGUCCCACUGGCAAAAUUCUGCGGCGAGAGCUCCAGGAUUACGAGAAUCAGCACCAUAUAGCGAAAGUAGCAUAG
This is a messenger RNA of Plasmopara halstedii, 1719 nucleotides long. RefSeq names its product 4coumarate ligase. NCBI's taxonomy places the organism in Eukaryota, Oomycota, Peronosporomycetes, Peronosporales, Peronosporaceae. Gene Ontology annotation, molecular function: CoA-ligase activity. The record is from RefSeq and is a predicted model, not a curated record. The transcript has 6 exons. The coding region runs from base 1 to 1719 and encodes 572 amino acids.